UGUAGUUCUUUUCUUCACCGCUAGCGUGUUGUGGCCAGCACGCCCACCGCCGUCUGAUCUUAUUCUUGACGUUUAGCCAUCGACAUAAAAUUUGCUUGCCAGUCUUAGCCAAACAUAUUAUUGUUAAUUGUGAUAAUCUCAUUAAUUCAUCGGAAAACAUGGAAAAUUCAAACAACCAUUUAGAUGUGGAGAAAAAAUCAGAAAGAUCUGAAACAGUGGACUUGAAUGACAACACACUUCAGGUUGACAUUUCAGAUGCUCUCAGCGAAAGAGAGAAGGUUAAAUUUACUGUCCAUACCAAGACAACUUUGAAAGAUUUUGCGAAGCAAGACUUUUCAGUUGUUCGCCAACAUGAAGAGUUCAUUUGGCUACAUGAUCGAUUUGAAGAAAAUGAGUCCUAUGCUGGGUACAUUAUCCCACCACCUCCUCCACGGCCAGAUUUUGAUAGUUCAAGGGAGAAGCUUCAGAAACUUGGAGAAGGAGAGGGUUCCAUGACAGCUGAGGAAUUCAAGAAAAUGAAGCAGGAGCUAGAGGCAGAAUACUUGGCAACAUUCAAAAAGACAGUUGCAAUGCAUGAAGUUUUCUUGUGCAGGUUGGCUAAUCACCCCAUAUUCAGAGCUGAUACAAAUUUCCGUGUAUUUCUCGAAUACGAACAGGACUUAUCUGUGCGAGGAAAGAACAAAAAGGAGAAAUUGGAAACAUUCCUAAGAUCUUUUUCUAAAACAACUGAUGAGAUAUUGCUCGGGUCUACACAAAAGGACGUCGACGAGUUCUUCGACAAGGAAAAGAGCUUUCUUUUAGAUUAUCAUUCCCUGUUGAAGGACGCUACUCUGAGGGCAGACAAAAUGACCAAAGCUCACAAAGAUGUGGCGGACCACUAUAUCAAAAUUUCUUCGUGUUUACUGGAAAUGGCCACAGCGGACACAAAUCAAUUAGAACGUUUUGCCACCAAAACUGCGGAUAUAUUUGAAAAGGCCAGGAAAAUCGAAAAUAGAGUCUCAACUGAUGAAGAUCUGAAGCUGUCGGACACGCUACGCUAUUACAUGCGUGAUACGACAGCAGCGAAAAAUUUGCUUUACCGUCGUCUUCGUUGUUUGGCUGAUUAUGAAGGGGCGAACCGGGCACUAGAGAAGGCAAGAGCUAAGAAUAAAGACGUCCACGCGGCUUUAGAGGUGGCAGAUGCCGAAUGGUCCCAACAUCAAGCUUGCGAGAAAUUUGAACAAAUGUCCGCUAAAGGGAAAGAAGAAUUAAUCGAUUUCAAAGUACGGAGGGUGGCCGCUAUCAAGAAGAACCUCGUCGAACUAUGCGAACUGGAAUUGAAACACGCAAACACUCACUCUCAGCUGUUGAAAGCCAGCAUCGUCGCUCUAAGAGAAGAGCUCUGAAGUGAUGGGAUUGCUUCGCCAUUUCGUUGCGUUCAACCAAUAAAAAUGUACGAAGAAUCAAACGAGAAAAUCCGCGAUUGAAAGAUUCCAAAAAAUUGAAUUGUUUUUUUGCGCUCCGUAAUCCCUGACUCCCGAUUAUUCCCAAAACCAGUGUGAUUGAUGCGUUCACGCCGGUGGUUUGUAUUCGUCGUUGUUCGUUGCCUUAUAAUGAUUCGGAGCGAAUUUGUUAUCAUUCUGUUUGGCCGAUCAUGUUUUGCCCCACAACCUUGUCCUUUUUAAUGUUGUCUCCAGUUCCACCUGUUUCCUCCCCUUUCCCUUUUAUUCUUUUGCUGGUAGACUUCUAUCGUUUGUCAUUUGUUUCGCUUCUGUUUCCAAACUCCAUGUCCAUAUUAUUGUUGAAUAUAAGCCAAAGUUGAUUGUAAAAA
Molecule: messenger RNA, 1810 nt
Organism: Daphnia magna
Lineage: Eukaryota; Metazoa; Arthropoda; Branchiopoda; Diplostraca; Daphniidae
Gene: Snx6
Product: sorting nexin-6
Exons: 12
Coding region: 159-1385 (408 amino acids)
Biological process (GO): phagosome-lysosome fusion involved in apoptotic cell clearance
Molecular function (GO): phosphatidylinositol binding
Source: RefSeq, a predicted model, not a curated record